Lactuca virosa is the source of this 1544-nucleotide messenger RNA. Lineage: Eukaryota; Viridiplantae; Streptophyta; Magnoliopsida; Asterales; Asteraceae. The record is from the annotation of a GenBank genome assembly.
UUUGGCAAGGGCUGAAACCUUUCCCAAUUCGUCAUUUAGCAUUAAUGUAUCUGUGCACCCACCUCACGCCAUUUCAUCGACUCAAAGCACAAUCCCCAAAAGCUGCGACCACAUCGAGGGAGAGAUUACCACUGUAUCUCUGUGUGUCAGUAGCAACUUAAAGUGUAAGGUCCAUAUUUUGGUGUUAGAGGCUGAAACUGGAGAAGGAAAAGAGAAUCUAUGGAGGGAGACGCAGGGAGAGACUUGGAAGUCCAGAGAAGUUUGGAUGGGAGGGCGAAUGAACCAUCUUGUUGCCUGAAAGCAAGAGCUUCCUGUGUUGAUUCAGAGCUUGAAGCCAAUUGUCAUGCAACAGUUGUUUCUGGAUGGUUCUCUGAUAUAGGUGGCAAAAGCAUGUACUUUAACAACCCCAUGUGGCCAGGAGAAGCGCAUUCCUUGGAAGUAGAAAAGAUUCUGUUCAAGGAAAAAUCAGAGUACCAGGAGGUUGUAGUUUUUGAGUCUGCAACAUAUGGGAAAGUUCUUGUUCUUGAUGGCAUUCUUCAGCUGAGUGAGAAAGAUGAAUGUGCAUAUCAGGAAAUGAUUACCCAUCUUCCCCUUUGUUCCAUUGAAUCGCCAAAAAAGGUUCUGGUUGUGGGUGGCGGGGAUGGUGGAGUGCUAAGGGAAAUUGCUCGCCACAGCUCUGUGGAUUUAAUUGAUAUAUGUGAAAUAGAUAAGAUGGUUAUAGAUGUAAGUAAGAAGUAUUUUCCCGAGUUAGCUGUUGGUUUUGAAGAUCCUCGUGUUCAUCUCCAUGUCGCUGAUGCUGUUGAGUUUAUCCGGAACACUCCUGAAGGAAAGUAUGAUGCCAUUAUUGUUGAUUCAUCUGAUCCUGUGGGUCCUGCUCAAGAACUAGUGGAAAGGCCUUUCUUUGAGUCGAUAGCAAGAGCAUUAAGACCUGGAGGGGUGCUUUGUAACAUGGCAGAGAGUAUGUGGCUCCACACUCAUCUUAUCCAGGAUAUGGUCACCGCAUGUCGCGAUAUAUUCAAGGGUUCUGUUCAUUAUGCAUGGGCAACUGUACCUACAUAUCCCAGUGGUGUUAUUGGAUUCAUAUUGUGCUCAACUGAUGGACCGCCUGUAGAUUUUAAGAUUCCUGUAAACCCCAUUGAGAAGGUAGAGGGAGCACUGGAGCACUGGAGAGAACUAAGAUUCUACAACUCUCAGAUGCAUCAAGCUGCCUUUGCCUUGCCUUCAUUUGUGAAGAGGGAAGUUAGCUGUCUUUGAGGGUUGUUAGUCUCGUGUGGGGCUUGAUAUUGUGGUGUGGGUGCAAACCAAAUUAUGAGUAAGGUGUAGGUACCGUAUGUUAGUGGAUAUGCAUGGUGAAAAUAAUGGUAUUCAUGGGAGGGUUUGUCAUUUGUCCUCUGUACAUGGUCAUCAAUCUUUGUUUUGUGCUUCCAGAAAUAUAUCCAUAAAUUGUUUGUGUGUGUUUAUCUGUCAUAAAAGUGAACUUGGAUGUUAUGUUUCCAAGAAAGUGGAUUUAGAUGUGGGCGUUUUUUAAAAACAAUUUUGAUCAG